This is a messenger RNA of Cokeromyces recurvatus, 786 nucleotides long. RefSeq lists its product as uncharacterized. Bases 69 to 509 code for a protein of 146 amino acids. Lineage: Eukaryota; Fungi; Mucoromycota; Mucoromycetes; Mucorales; Mucoraceae. The transcript is spliced from 5 exons. The record is from RefSeq and is a predicted model, not a curated record.
UUUUAUUGUUCUCUUUUAUUUCCGCUAUUUUAUUUUUUUUUUUAUUUUUAUUGUUAUUUUUUUUAUCAAUGGAAGCUCAUGAACAUGUUGUAAAGAAACUAAAUGAAGAAUUUAAAAAAGUGGAUAGAUGCUUUUCAAAUAAUGAAAUGAGGGUUUUUGGCAAAAGUACAAAUUAUUUAUUUGAGAACUUGAAUAGAAUAAGAGAAAAGCAAAUCGAGAUAGCCAAUGAUCAUAUAUUAAUACAUGAUAUACCAAUUGAGACGAAUACAACGACUAAUAAACAACAAACAGACUUUGUAUCUGCUACUACUACUACUUUUACUACAAAUACAACUACUGCUACAUGUAAUAAUAAUAAUAUUACAAAUUUUAAUAAAAUGGAAGAUAUGUUAAAAAAAUUAAUGAUUAAAUUGGAUGAUUUGACAGAAUCCAUGGAUCAAUUCAAGAAAUUAUCUGAAUUAAAGAAUAACGAUCACAUGAUAUUACAUGAAGAAGAUAUACAUAAAUAAACGAAUAAAUAAAUAAAUUAGUGUGAUGAAUGACGAUGAUGAUCCAGGUCUAAUGAAGCAGGGUGUUCAAUAUGAGCUCUUGUAUAUUUAUGGACUGGAUCUAGUUGGCUUGGCGGUAUAGGAUUUGAUAUAAAUGUAUCAUUAGUAUGGGUUCGAGCUGCUUCAAUAUCGUUGAUUGGCUCAGAUGCAUCACCAGGAAAUAAUUCAUCAAUAUCUUUAUAUCUUGGCGGGAAAGGUUUAUGAGAGAUUAUACUGGCUAAAGAUGGAUAAUACUGUC